AUGACACCACCAACACCAAACACCCCACCUGUCUCCGCCACCGCCACCGCAGCCGCCACCGGAUUCCGGUGGAGCUCUCCGGUACCAUACUUAUUCGGAGGCUUGGCCAUGAUGCUAAUCCUUAUAGCUUGUGCAUUGGUCAUCUUAGUAUGUUCAUACAAGAAACCAUUUUCUUCUUCUCAAAAUUCAUCAGAAAACGACACUGAUGAUCACGAAAAGCAAUCCAUGCCCGAAUUUCGUAUGGAAUUGGCCCCCGAAAUGGAGCCAAAGAUUGUCAUAAUCAUGCCCGGUGAUUUGAACCCAACUUACCUUGCUAAACCUGUUCCACCCGCCAACGCCGAUGAGCAAGUUUAGCCAUAUCUAUAGUCCAUUUUACGACCCGUUCCCACACGGCCACACCUAGCCUAUCUUUAAAAUUUUGAUCCUAGCUAGCUAGUUAUACUGAUUCAGCAGGAGUGUGUAAUUUUCGUAGAAUUAAUUUGUUUUAGCUCUGAAUGAUCAUCAUCUUCUUUGUUA
This is a messenger RNA of Erigeron canadensis, 516 nucleotides long. RefSeq names its product protein GLUTAMINE DUMPER 6-like. The record is from RefSeq and is a predicted model, not a curated record. Gene Ontology annotation, biological process: regulation of amino acid export. The coding region runs from base 1 to 354 and encodes 117 amino acids. Lineage: Eukaryota; Viridiplantae; Streptophyta; Magnoliopsida; Asterales; Asteraceae. The transcript has a single exon.